This is a messenger RNA of Penicillium samsonianum, 855 nucleotides long. RefSeq names its product putative alkaline lipase. Bases 1 to 855 code for a protein of 284 amino acids. NCBI's taxonomy places the organism in Eukaryota, Fungi, Ascomycota, Eurotiomycetes, Eurotiales, Aspergillaceae. The record is from RefSeq and is a predicted model, not a curated record. The transcript is spliced from 6 exons. Gene Ontology annotation, biological process: lipid metabolic process.
AUGUUGUUCAACUGCCAAUCUUUGCUUGUAGGGAUCUCCUUGAUCUCUCAAGCCCUUUCUGCACCACUUUUGGAGCCGAGGGCAACUGCUGCCACCGCUGCUUUCCCUGAUUUGCACCGUGCAGCACAGCUUUCUUCUGCUGUCUACACCGGUUGUAUCGGAAAGGCCUUCGAUGUCACUAUUACCAAGAGGAUUACUGACCUCCUGACCUCCACCAAUGGAUUCGUCGGAUACUCCACUGAGAAGAAGAAGAUCUCUGUCAUCUUGAGGGGCUCGACAACCAUCACCGACUUCGUGAAUGACAUUGACAUUGCUCUCGUCACUCCCUCAUUCUCGGGCGUGACUUUCCCUUCCGACGUGAAGAUCAUGAGAGGUAUUAACAGACCUUGGUCUGCUGUACACGAAACUAUCAUUGCUGAGGUCAAAUCGCUCAUCGCGAAGUACCCGGAUUACACUUUGGAGGCAGUCGGACAUUCCCUGGGUGGUGCUCUCACAUAUCUGGCCCACGUUGCACUGGCCCAGAACUUCCCGGAUAAGCAAAUCACCAGCAAUGCACUUGCUGCUUUCCCCAUCGGCAACGAAGCGUGGGCCAACUUUGCUGGUUCGCAGCCCGGUACUUUGAACCGUGGAAAUAACAUUCUUGACGGUGUUCCCAACAUGUACGUUAGCGGACUUGUCAACUUCAAGCACUAUGGAACCGAAUACUACAGCUCUGGCACGGAAGCCACCACCGUGAAAUGCGAUGGGCAGCGAGACCGGUCCUGCUCUGCCGGCAAUGGCAUGUACGCUGUCACUGUCGGUCACUUCUCGAGCUUUGGUGUUGUGAUGCUUACUGCUGGUUGCGGCUUGCUUUGA